Molecule: messenger RNA, 2521 nt
Organism: Tilletiopsis washingtonensis
Lineage: Eukaryota; Fungi; Basidiomycota; Exobasidiomycetes; Entylomatales
Exons: 2
Coding region: 100-2418 (772 amino acids)
Molecular function (GO): nucleic acid binding; ATP binding
Source: RefSeq, a predicted model, not a curated record
GCCUCGCCGCCUCCACCACCAGCAACACUCCUCGCACUCGCCGCUUCGCUCAGCCGGCACUCAACGCCGCCUCCCGCACGCACACCUGUGCUGCAGUCCAUGCCGCUCGCUGCGCUGGCUCGGCGCGCAGGCGGCGCUGGCCUGCGCGCGCGCACGCUGCUGUCACAUGCCCAUCGCGCACCUCCCCUCGUGUCGGCUGCUCCCGCUGCGGCGCCGCAACGACGGGUAGUCGCACCGGCACAGCGCUGGAACAGCACGACGACUUAUGCGCGUGCGGCGGAGCCCGCUGCACCGGCGGCGCCCGUGGCUCCGGAACUGCGACGCUGGGAGAGCCUUGGUCUCAAUCCACGCCUCGCGCGUCAGCUACUCGACUCUUUCCCGCACCUGACGCAUCCAUCAGCGGCACAGCGAGCGCUGCUGCCGGCGCUCGGCUCGCGUGCCGAUGUGCUGCUGCGGGCGCACACGGGCACGGGUAAGAGCCUGGCGCUGCUGCUCGGCCUGCUCGCCAUGCCGCGCAUCACCUUUGCGCCGCCGCCGCGCGAGAGCGUCUCGCCCAACGCGCGCCUGACCGCUGCUAUGCUCGCAGCACCGCCGACGCAUGGCACGGCGUCACUGCUGCUUGUGCCCUCGACGGCGCUCGCCCUGCAGUACGUCGAGUGGGCCCGCCGCCUCUUCCCGUCGAGCGCCCUGCCAUCCCUCGACCCCGUCGUGCAGGCGCUCGUGCGUGGCGGCAACGUCUCGCCCGAGGCGCAACUGCAGGCGCUGCGCACGUCGCCGCCGCAUCUUCUCAUCGCCACGCCCUCGCGCCUCCUCGAGCUUUUCGCCAGCGAGCCGGCAUAUGUGGCACUACUUGGCCUACGCACGCUGCGCACGCUGGCGCUCGAUGAAGUCGAUGCGCUGCUCGCGCUGCCACCGCGCUUCCCAUCUGCAAAGCUGGCCUGGAACCACAGCAAGCACCCGCCGGCCGGCCUGCAAGUGCUCGAGCACAUGAUGAAGCUGCGCCCUACCUACUCCGGCGGCGACGUGCUGCCGUCUGCCGGCCUCGAGCCCGGUCGCUCACGCCGCGGUGACGAGCGGCGGCCGCCAGAGCAUGUCCGCCGCACGGCACAUCUGGCGCGCGAGAACGCCGCACAUGCGGCACCGCGGCCGCGCGACGACAUCGGUGAGCCGCUGCAGCUCGUGUGUGUCAGUGCCACGGCCAACGCCGUGCUGCGUCACUUCCUCGCGGCGCGCACCGGCUGGCUGCGCACCGGAGUCACAGACGGCGGCGCCGGGCGCUGGAUCGACUGCACGGGCCUCAGCGCUGGUGCGGCAGGCGCCGAGAGCGCGCCGUGGGGCGAGUUUGAGGAGAAGGAGCGCCUGCCGGUCAGCAUUCCGCGCGAGCUUGCGCAUUCGUGCAUCGUCGUCGAUGCGCCGGCAGACGACGAUGGCACCCUGCCGCAGAUGCGCAACAUCAGCAUGCCCGACGCCAAGCUGGCAAGGUCUUCAGUCGAGGAGGAUGCACUCGAUGUUCCGUCUCGGGGCGCAGCGAAGGACCUUGACGCAAGGACCGAAGCGGACGAGCUCAGCGAGGCCGAUGCGAGCUCCUCAGGCGCCGAGCUUCGUGGCGCCACCGUGCUGACCACCACCGCGCCGGCCGAGGACGUCGUUGAUGCGGCGCUGCUUCGCGCCCUCGCCUUCCUCUACGCCUCUGAAGGUGUCACUCGCGCUCUGGCACUCAUCCCACCACGCUGGUCGUUGCGCACCGCCCGCGAGGUGCUCCGCAGCCUGGGCGUUCCGGUCCGCACGCUAGCAGAGGCCAGCCAGGCCGAGGGCGAAGACGUGCUCUUCCUUCACCAGGCAACCGACGUGCGUGGCCUCGACCUACCUGCCCUGUCGCACGUGUACAUUGUCGGUCUGCCAGCCGUUGGCGACUCGGUGCGCUACACGCAUCUCGCCGGCCGCGCGGGCCGCAUCGGUGGCGCUCCCGCCUCGGCGCCACGCGAAGGCCGCGCGAAGGGCAAGGUCGUCUCGCUCGUGCGCGGUCUCGAGCCGGAGCAGCGCGAGACGGGCGCAGUCAGCUCGGCGGAGAAGAAGAUGUCCAGCCUUUUCUCGCGCCUGUCGGUUCGCCUGCGGCGCAUCGAUCUCGACACGGCAUUCCAGGCGCUCGAGCAAGCAGCGGUUGAGCCGGCGCUGGACGAGUCGGUGCUGAACGAGCCGGUACUCGGUGAGCCGCCGGCGCCGCGACACCCACACUUUGACGGCGAAGCCUCGUCGUCGCUGCCAGAAGCAGCGCCUCGCCGCCGGAAAGCUGCGCCCGCUUCUGCGCCCGCCGCUGCACCUCGCCAAUCGCGCGGUGCCUUCUCAAGGAGGAAGCGAAGCAGCACGCCUCCGCCGCCUGCUGCCGACAGCAGGUCGAAUCCCGAUCGGUUCUUCUGAGACGCUGCCUCUGUCCAGACUUCCCUUGCCGCACGCCAGCUUCACCUCUCACCCCUCACUUGUACUCUACGCACUGCCUCACUCAUGCACAUCUUCAGCACCC